AUGAAAAUGAAAGCUUCAGAGGAUCAGGUUGUGGAAGAAAAUACUAGUUGUCAAGAUGAUGAGGUAAGAUACUACACUAAACAAUACAUUAUACUUUCUAUGUACUGAAUUAUACCCUACUAUAUCAUCCCUCAGGAGUCCUCUCUAUUCUGUCCAAAUUAUUUAACCAGUCUCACAAAUAAGAUAUUGAUAUUACAUUAUUGAUAUUUUAAUUAAAACCACAAUUUAUGGAAAACUGGUAGUAAUUUUACAAAUUAUUAUGUGGAAAAAAGGGGCGGAGAGGUAUGCUAAGUUAAAAUUUAUGUCUUUGUUGCUAUCAAGUUUGAUCCUCAGCCAUUACUUCAUCAAGAUUUUUUUCCUUGCAAACCACACAGGAGUCCUUCUUCCAAGAUAUUGACCUCCUGCAAAAACACGGGAUUGUGAGUAAACUGCCCGUCUGAGUCUUAUUCUGAGUUUUUCUGUCAGAUCAGUGAAGUGGGAGCAUCUUUCUCAUGUACACACAGAACGUGGCAGACAUAAAAAAGAUGAAGUCAGUGGGUAUCUGCACUGUGAAAGGGAUUCAGAUGACAACUCGCAAGGCUCUGUGCAACAUCAAAGGCCUGUCGGAGGCAAAAGUGGAAAAAAUCAAGGAGGCUGCUGGGAAAAUGCUGGUAAAAGGACAUCAUCUUCCCUAAAAAUCAUGUUGUUCUUGACAGUUGUAUCCUGAAACUAACCCCCUGUCAAAAGUGAUAUCCAACAGCCUGUGGUAUGUGUUAGUCAGUUUUCUUUACAUUACAGAAUGUUGGUUUCCAGACUGCCUUCGAGUACAGUGCGAAGAGGAAACAGGUGUUCCACAUCACAACUGGGAGCCAAGAGUUUGAGUUAAGAUCUCUGACCUAUACUCUUAGUGUUACACACAGAUUGGAUAGAGAAUUAUUUAGGAAAAGGAACCUGUUAAAAUGUCCUUACUUCAUAUCGUAUGUUUCAACAUAUUUAUGUAUUUAUUUGCAGUAAACUUUUGGGUGGAGGUGUAGAAAGUAUGGCCAUCACAGAGGCCUUUGGAGGUAAGAUGUCUUAUGUUCAUUAAUAAUGUUUGAAUAUCACUCAUUUUAUUUGGGUGAAAAGCUGUCCUCAUUAUUUCAUCCCAUAGAGUUCCGCACAGGGAAAACACAGCUGUCUCACACACUUUGUGGUACGUCAAGAACCUUCUGAACAUGACUGUUUCUCUCCAGUAUCAUUCAAAACAAAAUCUUUCACUGUUUAAUGACUGAUUUUAUUUUGUUUGUGCAGUGACUGCUCAGCUUCCCGGAGAGGACGGCUAUUCCGGGGGGAAAAUCAUCUUCAUUGACACAGAGAACACCUUGUAUCCUCUCAAUGAUGUUAACACAAAACCACCACAAUCUAUGCAUUACCUCAUAGAAAACUUUGAUGUAGGUUAUUUUCAUUUCAUUCAUUUUUCAUUUAUGGGUACAGUCUGAAAUUUACCCCCCAAAGUGCCAAGAGUGUUUGCUUAGCUAGUAAAUCUCAGAGAGCUUUGUACCACAUGGUCAGUAUGGUUAUUAAUGCUCCUCUGUUAUCAUCCAUGUUAACUACACAGGAGCUACCUGAAAAAUUAACAUGCACCCCAACUAUACCACUGUCUUGCUGCAACAGUUAUAUUUAGUUCAAGGAUUUUCGGAUUAUAGUUUUAUUUUGUUGAUUUUUCAUGUCAUUCUGUUGCACAUUGUCUUUGACUCGUACCUGCCCGGUUCCAGUCGCCCGGACAGACUGAGAGACAUUGCCGACAGGUUCAACGUGGACCAUGAUGCUGUGCUUGACAACGUGCUUUAUGCCAGAGCGUACACCAGUAUGAACAUUCAGUAUACCAGGAAAAUCAAAAAUGACUCACUUUAAAGGUUGACAGAUUUUUUUGAGUCCUGUUUGUCCUUUAGGUGAACACCAGAUGGAGCUGUUGGACUUUGUAGCAGCGAAAUUUCACGAGGAGGGAGGGGUAUUUAAGCUGCUGGUGAAUAAAAUAAUCAGCUUUUAAAACAUGUUCCAUUUGGUGUAUUUGAUUUGGUUUAACUUCCAGCUCUUCUCAGCUGUUAAAGGAGAUAAAUGGUAACUUUAAUUUUUAAUUUUUUGCAUGAAAUGGGACUCCCCUGUAGUCAGAUUCACUUUUGUCUCUUCAGAUCAUUGACUCCAUCAUGGCUCUGUUCAGAGUGGACUUUUCCGGUCGAGGCGAGCUGGCUGAGCGUCAGCAGAAACUGGCUCAGAUGCUCUCCAGACUGCAGAAGAUCUCAGAAGGUCUGAACCGCGAGUGUCAGGAAUGCCACAAACAUCAUCCAUUUAGAUCCGUCCUAUUGUAUAUACAUAUAGCAUGUACAUUAACGAUGUAAGGAUUCAUGGAUGUGUGUGUUUUUUUAGAGUACAAUGUAGCUGUGUUCAUCACCAACCAAAUGACAGCAGAUCCUGGAGCGGGAAUGACGUAAGAGAUAUAUAAUUCUGUGAACAUGGGUGAAGCACAUAUAUUUAUGUGAGGGGUCAAAAAGCCUCUUAUUGUUACUGACGAACUUGAGCAAUACACAUAUUUUAAUUUCUGCCUCUUUUUAAGGUUUCAAGCUGAUCCUAAGAAGCCAAUUGGAGGGCAUAUCCUAGCCCACGCCUCCACCACUCGGAUCAGCUUGAGGAAGGGACGUGGAGAGAUGAGAAUAGCCAAGAUAUUUGACAGGUACUUUACAGGUUCUUUUUGUGAAGUUAACACAUUUUUUUCUUCUUUUUUAAAACUGUGAACCCAUCAUCCAAUUCUAAAAUUGCAUAAUCUAAAAUAAGAAUUGUCAGCGAUUAAAAUCCUCCCAGUCAGAUAUCUUAAUGCUUCAGAAUGUCAGCUGCAAGUGACAGAGUUUUGCUCUUUGGUACCAUCUUGCAAGAUCAAAUAAGCAACAUUUCAAAUCAGUGUUAAGUUCAGUUCUCAAACAGAUGAUGUGGUAUCAUGUGGUUUUGUUUUAACUUAUUGAUGGGGUGUUAUAAUCAUAUUAAGACUUUAAGAUGAAUGUUAAUAUCAUUUGGGACUCACGCUUGAUCCCUUAAUAUCUGUCUUGUCUAUUAUUCUGUAGUCCUGACAUGCCUGAGAACGAGGCCACUUUUGCCAUUUCUGCUGGAGGAGUUACUGAUGCCAAGGAGUAAAAAACCGAAGAAGGA
Messenger RNA from Xyrichtys novacula (pearly razorfish), 3159 nucleotides. The record is from the annotation of a GenBank genome assembly. NCBI's taxonomy places the organism in Eukaryota, Metazoa, Chordata, Actinopteri, Labriformes, Labridae.